AAUUAAGAGAGCAGAAAAAGAGAAGAACAGAAAACUGAGUUACACAAAUGUUGACGUUGGGUGAAGUCAACUAAUCAAACAAUUUUAGAAAACUAAAAUAUCUAACUUGUCUAGAUAUGGUAGAAGCGUGAAUCUGCUUCUCCCUUCUCUCCUAGAAAUCCUUUUCACUUUUAGAUUUUGAAGCAUGGACUGGAGAUUGCUUAAAGCUGCGGCUAAAGGGGACAAUAAUCUCCUUGAUCUUACCACAUUUCACCAAUCAGAAUUGGACAAGAGAACACCACAUAACAACAACGUUCUUCAUAUUGCAGCUAAACAUCAGAGGUUGGAUUUCGCCGCAGCCAUACUUAAUCUCUCCCCAUCGCUCCUCCUUACAGAGAACAACAAUGGAGACACACCUCUACACGUGGUAGCUAGUGUUGGUUCCCUUGAAGUUUCGAAACUUUUUGUCAGUUCAGCCAAUCAAGUAACUUCAGAUGUCGAAAACCGGGGAUUAACCGACACACGGAAACAACUAUUGAGGAGUACUAACAAGCAAAAUGAUACAGCCUUAAAUGUUGCAUUAAAGAAUGGACAUGUUCAUGUAGCUAAGUUCUUUGUUGAAGAAGACACAGGAUUGCUAAUGCUAGAUAUGGCCAAUAGCAACUUAGUAUCUCCUUUGUACUUAGCUAUUGAAAGAGGGCUUUUCGACAUUGCUAAUAAUAUUCUGGAUAUAUCUCCUCUGGUUUCCUGUAAAGGGCCUAAAGGUAUGAAUGCUCUGCACGCCGCUGUGGACUCCGACAUUGUCAGCACCGGUUUCUUGAGAAAAUUGACGGAGAAAAGGCCAGAAAUGAUCAAAGAAGUUGAUGUUAUCGGAUGGACACCUCUUCAUUAUUCGCUAUGGCUAGGGAAAACCAAGAUAACUCAACUCUUUCUUCAACAAGAUAGCUCGGCUGCUUAUAUAUCUGAUAAGGAAGGACAAUGUCCGCUUCAUCUUGCGGCGUCUACUGGUCAAGUUGAUGCAUAUAGAGAGCUUGUUCGUAGCUGCCCUUAUGUUUGGGAACUAGUUGAUGGUAAAGGCAGAACAUCUCUUCACUCUGCAGUCAUAUCAGGACAAAGAGGAAUCAUUCACUGUAUUCUAGAGAUGCCUGAGAUUUCUCUUUAUCUGUUGAACGCAAGCGAUGCAGAUGGAAACACACCUUUCCAUCUAUCGGUUAGUCACAAAUGUUACUCCAUAUUGCUGCUUCUUUUACGCAACAAGCGGGUGGAUAAACAUGUUAUGAACCAUAAUCACUUCACAGCUGCAGAACUCUUUUACUCUCAGAAGCAAGAGAUUAGUUUCAAGGUCGCGAUAACAUACUAUGCACUGCAAAGGUACUACAAACAACCGUCUCAGCAACAGAACAUAGAGACAAAGAAGAAGCACAAAAAGGCAGAUCUUGAAGUAAGCAGUGCAAGAAAUGAUGGUGCAAUGUACGAGGUUCAUCUUCUAGUCGCGGUUCUUGUCGCAACCGUAGCUUUUGCUGCAGCAUUUCAGUUACCUGGCGGUUACAAACCUGAUGGUACACCUGCAUUGAUGGACGAACCAGCUUUCAAAUGUUUCUUGGUGUUCGACACAAUCGCCUUCUGCUUCUCUGUAACCACAGUCUAUUUCUUGUUCUACGCUUCGAGAGACGGGUAUCGCGCCCGCUCUGCUUUCCUCUACAUGUCUGCUCUGUUAAUGGUUGUGUCGCUGAUCGCAAUGGCGUCUGCGUUUGUGUCAGGGAUGUAUCUGAUUUCGGCCAAGUCGAGAGGAUUAGCCAUCAUACCUUUCUUAAUGGCUGGUUUCUUCGUCUUGCAUGGUUUCAUAUACUGGUUCAUCGACCCACGAGGCAGCUACGUCCUUGGUCUCGAACGACCUCGCCGGUUUUUAAGGAAAUUAGUCUAUGGUAACUCAUUGUUUCAUAAUUUGGUACAUGAAUGAGUUUCUGUGUGGGAAUUGUUAUAUGAAUCAAAAUAUAAUCACAUAAAUACUUUGUAAA
Messenger RNA from Arabidopsis lyrata subsp. lyrata, 1997 nucleotides. RefSeq names its product protein ACCELERATED CELL DEATH 6-like. Gene Ontology annotation, molecular function: protein phosphatase regulator activity; protein phosphatase 1 binding. The transcript is spliced from 4 exons. Bases 185 to 1939 code for a protein of 584 amino acids. The record is from RefSeq and is a predicted model, not a curated record. Lineage: Eukaryota; Viridiplantae; Streptophyta; Magnoliopsida; Brassicales; Brassicaceae. Gene Ontology annotation, cellular component: plasma membrane.